GAACUUUCCCGAAGCCUGCGAGCGGUGGGAGCAGAUUCUCCGGGACCACCCCACGGACAUGUUGGCCCUCAAGUUCUCCCACGACGCCUACUUCUACCUGGGCUACCAGGAGCAGAUGCGAGAUUCUGCGGCCCGAGUCUACCCCUUCUGGACGCCCAGCGUCCCCCUGAGCAGCUACGUGAAAGGCAUCUACUCGUUCGGGUUGAUGGAAACCAACCUCUACGACCAGGCGGAGAAGCUCGCCAAAGAGGCGUUGUCUGUGACCCCCACGGAUGCGUGGUCGGUGCACACUGUGGCCCACAUUCACGAGAUGAAGGCGGAGGUCAAGGCCGGGCUGGACUUCAUGCAGCGCUCGGAAGCCCACUGGAAGGGCUCGGACAUGCUUGCUUGUCACAAUUACUGGCACUGGGCUUUGUAUCUGAUUGAAAAGGGCGAGUAUGAGGCCGCGCUGACCAUUUACGACGACCACGUAAGUCCCUGUUUGCACACGGUUCGGUUUAUUGCGGCAAUUUGGCUUUUAGUCUCUAGACCUUUGAGCCCAUCACGGCUGCCCCGGCCAGAAACAACCGACCGCUGGAGCGGAACAGUCUGUGUCAGACCCGGUCAAUGUCCCUGGGCCGCGUGGCGGGGUGAAGACG
Molecule: messenger RNA, 638 nt
Organism: Myotis lucifugus (little brown bat)
Lineage: Eukaryota; Metazoa; Chordata; Mammalia; Chiroptera; Vespertilionidae
Gene: TTC38
Product: tetratricopeptide repeat domain 38
Exons: 5
Molecular function (GO): protein binding
Source: RefSeq, a predicted model, not a curated record